UCUCUCUCUCUCUCUCUCUCUCUCCAAACCCUCUUUCUCAUUCUCUGUCUCACAAAACCCCUCGUCCUCUUCCUCUCGCCGCAUCCAUGGCGGGUAUAGCCCCCGCCUACGCCGAGAACGGACUCGCCGCAGUGUCGGCGCUGCCCUCCGCCGCCGCCGGGGAUGGAAGCGAAGCGGCGGCGGAGCAAUUGGUGGGCGCCGCCGCGGCCGGAUCGGCGGAGGAGGCGGCGGCGCAGGGAGCGGAGAUCAAGAAGUGGCCUGGGUGGCCCGGCGACAACGUUUUCCGGCUGAUCGUGCCGGUGCUCAUGGUGGGGAGCAUCAUCGGGCGCAAGGGCGAGCUCAUCAAGAAGCUCUGCGAGGAGACUAGGGCUCGCAUUCGGAUCCUCGACGGCCCCGUCGGUACCACGGAGCGCAUCGUUUUGAUACAUGGAAGAGAAGAACCAGAGGAGGAGAUAUCUCCCGCAAUGGAUGCUGUAGUAAGAGUAUUUAAACGUCUCAAUGGGAUAUCGGAUGCUGGGGCUGAUGGCAAAACCCCAGCAUCUUCUGGGCCGCCUGUAUGCUCAGUCCGUCUGUUGGUUGCGUCUUCUCAAGCCGUUAGUUUGAUUGGGAAACAAGGUGCCUCAAUUAAGUCAAUUCAGGAGAGUUCUGGUGCUACUAUACGAAUAAUAACGCCAGAUGAGAGGCCAUUCUACGCAACCGAAGAUGAAAGAAUUGUUGAUAUACAGGGGGAAUCUCUGAAAGUCCUCAAAGCACUCGAAUCAGUAAUUAGUCAUCUCAGGAAGUUCUUGGUUGAUCAUGGUGUUCUUCCUUUGUUCGACAAGGCUUCUAAGGUAACAACGGCCACUCAAGAUGUUGCUACGGACAGUUGGAAUGAGAAAACACAGCCAGUGGAUCAUUCAUCGCAGCAAGCUGUGAUGAAUAAUGAAUAUUCUCUUCCAGCGAGGCGAGAUUCUCUGUUUCUUGACCGUGAGCCUCAGCUAGAUUCACAGAUGUCACGCAGUAGCUUAUCAUUAUAUGGACGAGAUCCUGCUGCACUCUCUGGGCUACGUUCGUCAAGUCUAGGGCGCACUGCUGGUCCUGUAAUUACUCAGAUAACACAGACGAUGCAAGUUCCGCUGUCCUAUGCGGAAGACAUUAUAGGAGUUGCAGGAGGGAACAUAAGAUACAUACGAGCGACUAGUGGGGCUCUUCUUACUGUUGAAGAGACUAGAGGAGUUCCUGAUGAGAUAACUAUUGAAAUCAAGGGGACUGCUUCACAGGUUCAAACUGCUCAACAACUCAUUGAGGAAUUCAUGGCGGGACACAGAGAUCCAUUAAGAAGCUCUUAUGGGGGCCUUGACACUAGCUACAGAUCGAGUUAUUCUCAGAUUUCUAGUGCAGCUUAUCCAUCGUCUUCUCUUGCAUCCCAUUCGCUUGGCGGAUAUGGUUCUUCUGCUUAUGGUGGGUACAGUAGUGCCAGUAGUUACAGGUUUUAAGUCACUCGUGUGCCGGUAAAUCACUGAACCUUUCCAACUUUAACCGUCUUGAAUGUUUGCUAGAAGGCCGAAAAGGCGCAUUUACGAAGUGGCUUAUUGCAGCACUCUUCUAAGUGUAACAGAUUAUUAUUCUCUCGUUAUGUAAUCACUUUGCCCGUUUGGUUUUCCUGUUCCGGUUGUACUUGCUGUAAGCUGUCCGGUUUUCCUGUUCCGGUUGUACUUGCUGUAAGCUGUCCACUUCUAGCUGUGUUUUAAGUAUGUUCCAUUUGGUUUUGUUAUUAUUUAAAUUGAAUCAGCAAGAAGGGAAAUCUGAAAAUGCUAGUUGAUAAUUGGACUUUUUAA
Messenger RNA from Ananas comosus (pineapple), 1817 nucleotides. Its product is annotated as RNA-binding KH domain-containing protein PEPPER. Bases 87 to 1475 code for a protein of 462 amino acids. NCBI's taxonomy places the organism in Eukaryota, Viridiplantae, Streptophyta, Magnoliopsida, Poales, Bromeliaceae. The record is from RefSeq and is a predicted model, not a curated record. Gene Ontology annotation, biological process: regulation of gene expression. The transcript has 6 exons. Gene Ontology annotation, molecular function: mRNA binding. Gene Ontology annotation, cellular component: nucleus; cytoplasm.